Messenger RNA from Emiliania huxleyi CCMP1516, 312 nucleotides. RefSeq lists its product as hypothetical. Gene Ontology annotation, molecular function: helicase activity; ATP binding. The annotation marks the transcript as partial. The record is from RefSeq and is a predicted model, not a curated record. The transcript has a single exon. Lineage: Eukaryota; Haptophyta; Isochrysidales; Noelaerhabdaceae.
CCAGAGGAGGGCGCCUUCCCCUUCAACUGGAAGCGUCGACAAUUUCCAGUCCGCGCGGCUUUCGCCAUGACCAUCAACAAGAGCCAGGGCCAGUCGCUGCGCUGUGUCGGAGUCUACCUCGCACAGCCGUGCUUCUCGCACGGACAGCUGUACGUCGCCAUCUCACGUGUCGGCCACCCGGAUCACCUGUGCUUUGCUCUGCUGCCCACAAACGGCGAGUAUCGCACCCGCAACGUAGUCUUUCACGACGCACUCACAUGUUGACUUAGAAAUACCUUAUACCUUACCUUGACUAAUACACGGGAAGAAUUC